UCCACAUCGAUUCCUUCCUGCCACUCCUUCCUCGCAUGCCCCCUGACUUCCUGCACCGAGACUGCUAAGCUAGCUCUGUAAUCUCGUCGGCCUCUUUCUCUGCCCCCUCGGCCGGCUUGCCACCCGAUAGGUCCUGAUGUCGGGCACCGUCUGCUCCAUGUGCGGCGACGUCGGUUUCCAGGACAAGCUCUUCGGCUGUGCCCGCUGCCGCUGCCGCUUCCAGCACUCCUAUUGCACGAACUACUACGGCGACGCGGCCCCGGCCGACGCGGGCGCCGGCGUCUGCGACUGGUGCCUCAGCGACGACCCCCUCGUGAAGAACAAGCGCCCUUCGGCGCCGCCGGCCAUGCAGCACCGCGGUCACGCGACUGGGAUGGGCUGCGGCAAAGUCAAGGUGACCGGCGGCGGCGAGCAGGAGGGCGGCCGGAGAGUGGCCAAGGCGGCCGUCCGCAGGUACAAGCUCCUCAAAGACGUCCUGUGCUAGCUAGCUGGUGCAUGCAUGGUCCUGGGUCACCGUACUCGUUUCCUUAGAUCGGGACCUCGUCAUCAUGUGUACUAAAAAACGAUGCUGUUUAAUUAGGUAGUCGAUAGUCGUUGUACCUAGCUAGCUGGUGGGGUUCUGCUUCCAUAUCGAUCCUUGCGUGCAAAUGUCUGCAUGUCACAAUGAGAUCUACUUCCGCAUGUAAAUAUGUACUGCUACUCUUUAUCUCUGUCAUCAACUGCGUGCUGUCGUGUGUGGUCAGGACUUUUGAACAUGUAUUUCCACAAGUUUAUGAUCAGUGCCAGUGCCAGUAAGUAUA
Triticum dicoccoides is the source of this 800-nucleotide messenger RNA. RefSeq lists its product as uncharacterized. NCBI's taxonomy places the organism in Eukaryota, Viridiplantae, Streptophyta, Magnoliopsida, Poales, Poaceae. The transcript has 2 exons. The coding region runs from base 137 to 484 and encodes 115 amino acids. The record is from RefSeq and is a predicted model, not a curated record.